Molecule: messenger RNA, 1949 nt
Organism: Hyaena hyaena (striped hyena)
Lineage: Eukaryota; Metazoa; Chordata; Mammalia; Carnivora; Hyaenidae
Product: probable ATP-dependent RNA helicase DDX43
Molecular function (GO): ATP binding; RNA binding; RNA helicase activity
Source: RefSeq, a predicted model, not a curated record
AUGUCGCGGCAAGAAGCAAACGCCAACGCCUCCUCGUGGGUCGUUGCGUCCCGACGAAGCUGGGCAGUGUCCCGGGCUCCAGAAAGAAGGCCUAUGGAGGAUCCAAAUCGAAGAGGUCAGGGAGUGCCUAAGAGCGGCGGAGGAAGCGGCUGGAGGUAUCCAUCUGGGCUCCCGCAGGCAGUGGCGGCUGGUGCCCGCAAACCGCCGCUCUGCUUUGGGGUAAAGUCCGUGUGGGUCGGCGCUGUGAUCGGUCGUGGUGGGUCAAAAAUACAAGAGAUACAGAGUAUAACGAACACAAAAAUACAGAUAAUAAAAGGUUAUCCAGAAGCGGAGGUCAGAAUAUUUGGUACCAGGGGAAUGAAGACCAAGGCCAAAACAGCAAUAGAUAAUGUUGUUAAACAACAAGAAAAUUACAAUCCCAAACCCAAAAUUGAUUUACCUGCAAUUAAGAAAAACUUUUACAUAGAGUCAGAAACAACAAGUUCAAUGACACAAGAGCAAGUGGCUAUUUGGAGGAAAGAAAAUUAUAAUGUGAAAAAUGAUCAGAAGCAUCAGAUACCAAAUCCUACAUGUACUUUUGAGGAGGCCUUUAAACAUUACCCAGAUGUCAUGGACAACAUUAAAAAGGCAGGAUUCAGGAAGCUGACACCUAUCCAGUCACAGUCCUGGCCAAUAGUGCUGCAAGGAAUAGAUCUUAUAGGAGUAUCUCAGACUGGAACUGGGAAGACAUUGUCAUAUUUAAUGCCUGGAUUCAUCCAUCUGGAUUUGCAACCAGUAAUUAAAGAAAAAAGGAACAGACUGGGGAUGUUAGUCCUUACACCCACUAGGGAAUUGGCUCUUCAAGUUCAAACGGAAUGUUCUAAGUAUUCAUCUAAAGGCCUUAAAAGUGUUUGUAUAUAUGGUGGAGGAGAUAGAAAUGAUCAAAUACAGGCACUGAAAAAAGGAGUCGAUAUUAUCAUUGCAACUCCUGGAAGACUAAAUGAUCUGCAGAUGAAUAACUUUGUCGACCUGAGAAGCAUUACUUACUUGGUGUUAGACGAAGCUGACAAGAUGUUAGAUAUGGGGUUUGAGCCCCAGAUAAUGAAGAUUUUAUUAGACGUGCGCCCAGACAGGCAGACAAUUAUGACCAGUGCAACGUGGCCAUAUGCUGUCCGUCGACUUGCAGAGUCUUAUUUGAAAGAUCCUAUGAUUGUUUACGUUGGUACUUUGGACCUAGUUGCUGUAAGUACAGUGAAACAAAUAAUUGUCACCACAGAAGAAGAAAAGAGAUCUCAUGUACAAGAUUUUAUAGAAAGCAUGUCUCAGAAAGAGAAAGUCAUUGUCUUUGUUAGCAGAAAAGCUGUUGCCGAUCACUUAACGAGUGACCUGAUUCUGCAACAUAUAUCAGUGGAGUCCCUACAUGGCAACAGAGAACAAAAAGAUAGGGAAAGAGCAUUAGAAAACUUUAAAACAGGUAAAGUAAGAAUACUGAUCGCCACAGAUCUAGGAUCUCGAGGUCUUGAUAUUCAUGACGUCACACACGUUUAUAAUUACGACUUCCCCCGGAACAUUGAAGAACACGUACAUAGAGUAGGCCGGACUGGAAGAGCAGGGAAAACUGGAACAUCCAUUACUCUCAUCACAAGAAAUGAUUGGAGUAUUGCUGGCGUUAAUAUUCUAGAAAGAACACGCCAGAGCAUCCCAGAUGAACUUAGAGCAAUGGCUGAACGAUAUAAAGCAAAUAGACUGAGAGGAGAAAGAGAAAAAUGGGGGAAAACCCAAGGAAAAUACAAAACGUGUUAUUACUAAUGCCCUUGUUAAAGUACCAGCUUACUUACAAAGAAGAUUUCAAGACCUUAGAAACUUUCGGAUAUGUGGAAAUACUGCAAACAUACUGGUUGUAUGAAGAGAUGACUGAUUCUAAAAUAAUAGUGUUAAAUAAGAUAGAAUUCAGUAUUUUAUACCUUUAA